Brassica oleracea var. oleracea is the source of this 1755-nucleotide messenger RNA. RefSeq names its product tip elongation aberrant protein 1. Lineage: Eukaryota; Viridiplantae; Streptophyta; Magnoliopsida; Brassicales; Brassicaceae. The coding region runs from base 40 to 1515 and encodes 491 amino acids. Gene Ontology annotation, molecular function: protein binding. The transcript is spliced from 10 exons. The record is from RefSeq and is a predicted model, not a curated record.
AAAGGAAGCAUCUUUUCACUCUUUUCCAGGAAAAAAAAAAUGAGAUGGGAGAGGGUCCAACGUCAAGUGGGUCUCUCUGAUUCUUCUUCUGGGCCGGGAAAGAGAUGGGGACACACUUGUAACACCGUUAAAGGAGGCAGAUUCGUCUACGUAUUCGGUGGGUUUGGUAAAGACGGUUACUUUACAAAUCAAGUUCAUGUCUUUGACGCUGGGAGGCAGAUAUGGAGUGAGCCGAUGAUCAGAGGGGUACCUCCCUCUCCGAGAGACAGUCACAGCUGCACAACUGUUGGGGAUAACCUUUUUGUGUUUGGUGGUACUGAUGGGAAACAUUAUCUCAAUGAUCUGCAUGUUCUAGAUACUUCUUCGCAUACUUGGAAAUGCCUUGAAGUUAGAGGUGAAGAACCUGACGCAAGAGAGGCUCAUAGUGCAACGCUUGUUGGCAAACACAUUUUUGUAUUUGGAGGCUGUGGGAAAGUUCCUGGUUUGGAUGAUGAAGUGUUCUUUAAUGACCUUUACAUACUUAACACAGAGACUAUCACGUGGCAACGAGCUGUAACAACUGGGACGCGUCCCUUUGCACGAGAUGGCCACACUUGCUCAACCUGGAACAACAAAAUCAUUGUAGUAGGUGGUGAACAUUUCGAGGGCGAUUAUCUCUCCGAUGUUCAUAUCCUUGAUACAGAUACGUUUGCAUGGAAGCAGCUGAAAACUUCAUGGCAGCCAUUAACACCACGAGCUGGUCAUAUCACUGUUGCAAUUGAGAGCAACUUAUUUGUGUUUGGAGGGUUUAGGGAUCCUCAGAAUCUUUACAAUGAUCUCUAUGUGCUUGAUGUUGAAACGGGUGUAUGGUCCAAAAUAGUUGCCAUGGAAGAUAGGCCACCAGCUAGAUUCUCUGCUGCUGCAGUUUGUUUAGGUCCUUACAAGGCUGGUUCCUUUUUCUUUUUUGGUGGCUGCAACAAGAAUCUUGAGCCGUUGGAUGACAUUUACUACUUUCACACAGAUGGUGUAUACGAAGCACGGUCUGCUCAGAAAGAAGCACUAAAAUGCAAAGAGCAGCAGAAAGAAGCUGUGGAGCAAGGGAAAACGGUUUUUCAAGCCAGGGUUACUGAAAACUCCCCCUUAGGCUACUACAGUAUAGAAACGACAAUUGAUGGAAAGGUGCUUCGUGGUGUUUUGCUUUCAAGCAGACACCCCAGCUCUGUUCAAACGGCUGAUCCAAGCUCUACUAGUAGGAAACGGCCUGCUAUGCUGGAUGCUGAUUGUGAUCAUGGAGCCAAGACGCAGAGAACUUUGAGUAAGGAUACAUCAGGUAGUAGCCAACAAGCUGGUCCAGUGGAUCCUUCUGAUGAUGCUUACAAGAAGGACGCAGAGCCAUCACUACCGGUUACUCUUGAUCAGGCGAAUGUAGAGCCUUUGAGAAACGAGAUGUCAACAGACGUUGGUGCUGGAGGAGAUUCAUCGCCACAAAAGCAAGAUGAGGAAAGAGUUGCCGCAGAAGAUGCAGAACCAAAAUAGUAACCUCAAAGUACAUAAAGGAUCUUUUUGGGGGUGUACAGUAGCAAGUAGAUGAAGGCAGGAUUUGGUUUUAAUAGCUAGUGUAGAAGAAGAAAGUUGAGGAUGAGUAGAAGAAACUAACUCUUGUGUUAGGGCCUUUUGUUUUUGUUUUGCAUAUUUGAAGCUCUUCAAUACAAACAGCUUUAACUCUGUUGUUAAUUACCUUUUGGUUUCAAUUUGCAAAGCCUUAUGGAGUUUUUG